CGCGGGCCGCCAGGAAGUUGGGAGAGCGCGGUGCGGGAGCGCGCGCGCGCGCGCGGGGCCGCGAGCAGCCGCGGCCGCCCGGGUUGCUUCCCUAAGCCUCUUCGCCUGCGCUCGCGACUGGGCUCCUCAGGAAGGAGCGGCCGGUGGGCCGGUGUCCUGUGCGCGGGGUUCGAGACCGGGUCGCCGAGCCUGGGCCGGGGCGCGGCGGGCUGACUGGCCCCCGGAGCCGAGACCGCCGGGGACACAGGCGGAGGCGCACGCUGGCGGUCUCCAGGAGCUGGGAGGAGGCCGACGGGACCAUGUCCGAGAGGAACCUCCGCCUCUCCACCACCGAGCGCGUCGUCAAAGCUGUCCCCUUCCCUCCAACCCAACGGCUUACUUUGAAAGAAGUGUUUGAGAAUGGGAAACCUAACAUUGAUGUCCUGAAAAACCACUUGGUGAAGGAAGGGCGACUGGAAGAGGAAGUAGCCCUGAAGAUAAUCAAUGACGGGGCUGCCAUCCUGCGGCAAGAGAAGACGAUGAUAGAAGUAGAUGCUCCAGUCACGGUGUGUGGUGACAUCCAUGGACAAUUCUUUGACCUGAUGAAGUUGUUUGAAGUUGGAGGCUCACCUAGCAACACACGCUACCUCUUUCUGGGUGAUUACGUGGACAGAGGCUAUUUCAGCAUAGAGUGUGUACUGUUUUUAUGGAGUUUAAAGAUUAAUCAUCCCAAAACAUUGUUUCUGCUUCGGGGAAAUCAUGAAUGCAGGCACCUUACAGAGUAUUUCACCUUCAAACAGGAAUGUCGGAUCAAAUAUUCGGAACAGGUGUAUGAUGCAUGUAUGGAUACAUUUGACUGUCUUCCUCUUGCUGCUCUAUUAAAUCAGCAGUUUCUGUGUGUACAUGGAGGGAUGUCACCUGAAAUUACUUGUUUAGAUGACAUUAGGAAAUUAGACAGGUUUAAAGAACCUCCAGCCUUUGGGCCAGUGUGUGACCUGCUUUGGUCUGAUCCCUCCGAGGACUAUGGCAAUGAAAAAACCCUGGAACACUAUAGCCACAACACUGUCCGAGGGUGCUCUUAUUUUUACAGUUACCCUGCAGUUUGUGAAUUUUUGCAGAAUAAUAAUUUGUUAUCAAUAAUCAGAGCCCAUGAAGCCCAAGAUGCUGGGUAUCGAAUGUACAGGAAAAGCCAGGCAACAGGCUUCCCAUCACUCAUUACAAUUUUCUCUGCCCCCAAUUACCUAGAUGUCUAUAACAACAAAGCUGCUGUGUUAAAAUAUGAAAACAAUGUCAUGAAUAUCAGACAGUUUAACUGCUCUCCACACCCCUACUGGCUUCCAAACUUUAUGGACGUUUUCACGUGGUCUUUGCCUUUUGUUGGAGAAAAAGUCACAGAGAUGCUGGUUAACAUUCUCAACAUAUGCUCUGAUGAUGAGUUGAUUUCCGAUGAUGAAAUUGAAGAUCACUACAUUUCAAGCUAUCAGAAAGGAGGCACUACAGUGCGAAAGGAGAUCAUCAAGAAUAAAAUCAGAGCCAUUGGGAAGAUGGCCCGGGUCUUUUCAAUUCUUCGGGAAGAAAGUGAGAGUGUGCUGACGCUCAAGGGCCUGACUCCGACAGGUACGCUCCCUCUGGGCGUCCUCUCAGGAGGAAAGCAGACCAUCGAGACGGCCAUCAGAGGGUUUUCGCUUCAGCACCGGAUCCGGAGUUUUGAAGAAGCCCGAGGUCUGGACCGAAUCAAUGAGCGGAUGCCACCCCGAAAAGAUAGCCAGUACCCUGAUGGGCCUGCGAAAUCGGCGACCUCGGUACAACCAAACCCCACGCACAGGAGCGACAAGGGCAGAAAAGCCAGUUAUGACUCAGAGCCCCGCUGUGGCACAGGUGGAUCCAAGACUUAAAAACAGAUUUUAUUUAUUUAUUAUUGGAAAACAAAACAAAGCAACUUAGACAACUUAAACCUGGAGGUGCACUCAUAAUACACUCUGUGUUUAUUCUGUAAGAAAGGCAACCAUUUUAUAAAUUCUUUAAUUUAUGUUCAACAUAUAUAUAAGAAGUGCAUCUGUUUUGUUUUUCCCUUUUUUCCUUAAUUUUUAGGAACUGAUCUGAUUGUCUGAUACAUAUGUGAAGUCUUGUGCUAUAAAGGGUACCUUCCCCUAAUAAAUAAAAGGGCCUUGGAAACUCCACCCUGGGUUUCUGACUUGAAGUAGCCAGCCUUUUCUCUUGUUUGUAGUAGGUAGUAUUUGCGUUUCAGACUAAUGACUUUUCAAAUGCAAGAACGUUUUUUUUCCCUUUCUACAGGGUACCAUUGAAUAAUAUCACUUAGACUUCAGUGGCUUAAACUUCUCUUCUCAUGGAAAACUUGAUUAUAGUAGAAUUUCUAAGUCAAUAACCCAGACCCAGUGAUUUUUAAGGGCCAAAGCAAAUGUUUUCCAUAACCUACUUUCUACUGGACUUUCAGUUCCUUUUAAUAUGUUCUAGUAAGGCAAAAUGAAAGAUAAUGAGGAAUUUUCUUAGAAUUACUAAAAAUGUGUUCAUCUGAUUGUGGGCCUGAUUGCUUUAAACUUCCGAGGUCCCUGAACAGCAUGCUGCCAGAUCCUUUCGCUUUCCUUGUUGAACGCCAGGCGAUUUGCCCCAUCUGCCAAGAAAGUUCCCGCAAGGAAGUGCGCAGCCUUCUGCGUGUCGCGACCGCUGUUACAGCACCAGCUCUCCCUGCCGUCCUUUUUUCCUGUGUCAGCAUUUUUUUAACCAACUGGAUUAAUGAAAACAGCCUCAGGUAGAACAGUCCCUCUAUGAAUUGGAAGUCUUGCUAGAGGCCAUUGGAUGAGUGAGGAUUUCAUCAUAUCUUCUAUAUAAGUUACAGGGUGUUGCUUUACCUUUCAACAUUCAUCAGGUUGAAGUGUAUGUCAGUGUCUGUCAGCAUAUUUUGGAGUACAAGCAAAGUGUUCAGAUAUAAUGUUUGAAUAACCCUCCCUUGGUUUUUCAAGUCACAACCAACUAGUGAGGGGAAUCUCGGGGGUCCCUAGGCUCCCAUGUUUGGUUUUGCCUGGUGACGGGUGCUAUGUCCUGAUACUCAUUGGUCAGCGUGGCAGUGUGUGUGCACAUCUGGGUGACACUCCCCCAAAGUGCAUGUUUGUGGAAUUUCUUAGUGUCCUUGGGAUGCAGGCAUCCAGCACAGAAGCAGGUAUCUCAGACGGUUAUAUUGGGUUGGCCAAAAAGUCCAUUUAGUUUUUUCCAUAAAACAAAAGACACAUUUUUCAUUUUCACGUUAUUGAUUUGGAUAUUUUGAGUAUGUCGGCUAUCUCCCUCUAUUAGUUUCUAGCGGGUAGAGGCCGGGGUGCUACUAAAUAUCCUCCAGUGCAUAAGACAGCCCACAGCAAAGAAUUAUUUGGCCAAAAUGUCAAUAGUACUAAGAAACUUCACAAACCACUUUGGACACAUUCGAUCAGUCACAGUGCCCUCUUUGUAUAUACACUGUACAAAGCUUUUUGCGUUUCAGUUGUAUUUUUACCUUUCUUGAAAUAAUAACACAUACAUAAUGUGUUGAAAAUGUUGAGUAUUUUCUUCCAUCUUCAAAAAAUUCACCAAUUUUGAUGUUUUUUCUAAAUGCACAAUGAUACAACACCUGUCACAAUACACAAAAUCUACACAAAAUUGUUUAUAAUGAAAUUAAAGACAACUAAACACUACUAGAGGCACUGUACAGAAAAAGCAAACAAACUUUUUGGCCAACUCUAUACAUUGGGAACUUAAAGGACAACAGAGGCCUUAUCAAAAAAACAAUUUCAGGUGGAGGGGAGGCAGAGACAAAUGUAUUUAAAAAGUAAAUAAAUUAAAAAAAAAACAAAACAAUUUCACUAGAAAAAUGAGGAUUUAGCUCAUCUACCUCUGUUUUCUAUAUCUUUUACUAACAGUUCCAAAUUUGUUCAUGGUAAAGAACAGAGCAUUUUGGGGAUUGGAAUCUGGUGGCAUGAAUUACUCUGUUUAAAAAGAUAGGAAGGCCCUGGUCGGGUAACUUGGUUAAGAGUGUUGUCCUGAUAUGCCAAGGUUGCAGGUGCCAUCCUUGGUCAGGGCACAUACAGGAAUCAACCAAUGAGUGCACCACUAAGCAAAACAACAGAUGAAUGGGGUUUUUUUUUCCCCUCUUUCACUCUAAAAUUAAUACAUAAAAAUUGUUUAAACAAAGAAGACAGUAGGAUAUUGGGGACAGAGAUAAAAAAAAUCUCUUAUUGGGUUGACAAUAAAACCUGUGCAAGAAAGGAGAAAAAAGCCUUUACUGACUGCUGUUUCUUUAAAAACUGAUUUCAUGCCCUGGCUGGUGUGGCUCUGCUGUCAAGGUGGUGAGUUGGAUCCGCCCCCUCCGCCGCCCCGCCCCGCCCCGCCCCGUGAAUGACCCUGGCCUGGGCAUGUCUAGGAGGCAACCAGUCGAUGUUUCUCAUAGCAAUGAUUCUUUCUCUCUCUUCCCCUCUCUGUAAAAGUGAUGGAAAAAAAGUCCUCGGGUGAGGAUAAAUAAAUAAAUAAAUAAAUAAAUAAAUAAAUAAAAUGGAAUUCAUCACCUGGAUAUAUCCUCAGACUCCUGUCUCCCUCGGGCCCAGUAUAGAAAAGACUGCUGUUUUGGAAAUCUCACCUAAAAUGAAAGUCAGUCCACAUGACACAUUCGGUAGGUGGGGGUCCCUUAUCCCUCCCUCCUUUUUUCUGAGGUGGUUGUUUUACAUACGCAGUCUACAGGCAGAAACCACUCAUGGGCUCAAUCAGCCGGCAAAUAGUGAAAUAGUCAUUAUAUAUCCAUAUAAGCAAAAAAUAUUGUGCUAGUGAGAAGGACGAUUAUUUAGGAAUGUCUUUAUUGUCUUUUCAAAAAGAAGCUUUCUGAUAAAACAAGCUUUCUGGGCGCAGCCAAGGGGCGUAUGUGAUGAAAGAUCGGCCACAGCAGAGAAGUGAGACGUCAUCGUUCAGUAAAAUUGGAGUUUAAAAUAGAGCAAGAGCCGCUCUU
Molecule: messenger RNA, 4963 nt
Organism: Pteronotus mesoamericanus
Lineage: Eukaryota; Metazoa; Chordata; Mammalia; Chiroptera; Mormoopidae
Gene: PPP3CC
Product: protein phosphatase 3 catalytic subunit gamma
Exons: 14
Coding region: 300-1874 (524 amino acids)
Biological process (GO): calcineurin-mediated signaling
Cellular component (GO): cytoplasm; calcineurin complex
Molecular function (GO): calmodulin-dependent protein phosphatase activity; calmodulin binding
Source: RefSeq, a predicted model, not a curated record